This is a messenger RNA of Portunus trituberculatus (swimming crab), 1010 nucleotides long. Its product is annotated as glycine-rich protein 5-like. The transcript is spliced from 2 exons. Bases 262 to 927 code for a protein of 221 amino acids. Gene Ontology annotation, molecular function: peptidase inhibitor activity. The record is from RefSeq and is a predicted model, not a curated record. Gene Ontology annotation, cellular component: extracellular region. NCBI's taxonomy places the organism in Eukaryota, Metazoa, Arthropoda, Malacostraca, Decapoda, Portunidae.
UGCGGCGGGCGGGCGUGGCCCUGGGGAGAGGUGCCGCGGCGCAGGUCUCCCAGGCGGUGCCUUGCGGUCCGUGUUCCGUGGGACACCUUGAAGUUUGAGCGUGCGGAAGGGGCGGGCCUCGGAAAUACUAAUAUUAACAGGCAGGUCAGCCCUCGCCACAGCUGCCUGCCGGCCGCAAGUCAAGGUCGACAUCGCUUCCUCUACAAAAGGAGUCGAAUCCGCCUACCGGAACAGUUCAGUCCAUCCUUGUCUAUUGCCGAGAUGAUGGUGCGGUGGUUGCUGAUGGCGGCAGUGGGCGUGCUGGCGGCGACUGCUGCGGCGCAGAACACCGAUACUCCCUCCGACGAGAAGAGUUCCUCCCCAGGACAGACUCGCCUGGGGAAUGCGGGCGGCGGUCAGGGCGGGUCAGAUGUGAACACCAGGUUCCUGUCACUGGGUCAGCUGGCGAACGUCGGCCAGACUCUGGUGAACAGCUUCCUUGGCAACAAUCGCCCCAACAGACCCGGAGGAGGCUUCGGUAACCGACCCGGUUUUGGCGGCAACUUCGGAAAUAGACCAGGCUUCGGUGGAGGCUUCGGGAACAGGCCAGGCUUUGGUGGAGGUUUUGGCGGCAACCAAGGUUUCGGUGGCGGCUUUGGUGGUAGCCAAGGUUUUGGUGGCGGCUUUGGUGGUAACCAAGGUUUUGGUGGCGGCUUCGGUAACAGGCCUGGUUUUGGUGGUGGUUUUGGUGGCGGUCAAGGCUUCGGUGGAGGUUUUGGUGGUUUUGGAAACAAGCCAGGGCGGUGCCCCCCUGUGCGGCCCCAAUGUCCCCCAACAAGAAGCUUCUCCCCUCCGUCGCCGUGCAGAAAUGACCGGCAGUGCAGCGGCUUCGACAAGUGCUGCUUUGACACCUGCCUCAGGGAUCGCGUGUGCAAACCUGCCCAAUGAGUUUAAGUUUAUAUUUGUAUAUUCACGUACAAAGUAUUUGUUAGUUACAACAUUUUCUUUUUUUAAUAAAUUAAUGAAAUACA